CAUUCUGUAAAUGCAAAUCACUCCGCAAGUGAAUAUCAUUCUAUUCGACGUAUCAUCGAUAGUUUAUGCUCUGCACUUUGAAAUCGGUUCGAUGUUUAGUGAUAGUGAAGCUAUCGAUUGUCGAUUAUUCCUAAUAUCAGCUGUUGCCGGCUUUUGUUUAUAUUGCCACACUUAUUUAUAACUGUUAAAGUUGGAUAUAAUGCCAACAAUAAUUGCUUUGGAUGCGUCGCUAUCGAUGCUACGUCCUGUGCCAGGGCGCAACGACCACACGUACCAAUCGCUAGCCCUGAAGGGCAUUCAACAUCUGCUGGACAAUCUGACCGCUUCUGGAAAACUCGAACACGUAGCCUUGGUGUUGUACACCACAGUUUGUGAGCUAAAAGUAGAUUUUACGCGCGACUACGAUCAGAUCCGGCAAGCGAUCAAGAAAAUUGAUCCCCUGGACAAGGCUUGUCUGCUUACCAUGCUCAAGACUUCCGUCAGUCUAAUGGCCACAUGGGGCACACAGAAUCUUCUGCAGUUGGUGGUGUUUACGGACUGCGGUCCGGGCUUUGGCAGCACAUCGAUUAGCAAUUUUUUGGAGGGAUAUGCGGGCAAAGAAGCCGAGCCCGAAUACGCUUGGCUCAAAAUACUGGCCACCUACAAUCUGAACUUUAUCUGCCUGGGUGUCCAUGCCGAUUUAUAUUUUACGCGGGGCGUGGCGCUGCAUCAACAGUUGCUGGACGCAGCCGCACUGAAAGGUCAGCUGUUCAUGACAAAACCGGUGAAAAACGUUGAGACAGGAGACUCUACACCUGGAUGCAGCCAUAAAAGCGAGCUGGGUCGCACCGCCCUUUUUGAGCUAAUCGAGCGUCUGUGCGACUGCAGCUAUAAAUCAACUGAGGUAACGCUUAAAUGCGGCCUCUACUUCCGCAUGGAGGGCCAAGUGCUGCUCUGGCCGCCACCGAUGCCAUAUGAGCAGAGCGCACUCUAUGUCGGAGAUCCCACAAUUCGGCACAUCGAUCAACGCAUUGAUGUCUGCGGUUUCCUGGCGCUGUCAGAUAUCGGCUCACCGGCCACGCUGAGUCGACACUGGGUGAUGCCCAAAGUGGAGCGCGAGAAGCCGACUCGGCGCUCUGGUGGAUUGGCAGCAGUUGUCAAGCCUCCCAAGCUAACGCUGGACACCAGCAAUCCUCAUUAUGAGCUUGAGAAACUUGAGCAGGAUAUACGCGACUUCUACAUGAAGGAUACCAAGGAGGCCGAGGAGAGCGGCGAUGAUGCUGACGUGAGUGUGAUGCUCAAACACCCCACUACGCCCCAAGCGGAGCAACAAAAGGACAAUCUGUGUGUGCUGCUCCAUGGCGCCCUCAAGCUCGAGAAUAUGGCCGCGCUGGUGCUGCUGGGCGAGAAGUGGUACGGCUUCAUGUAUGCCUACACCGAUCUUAAGAAGAAAUCCAACUUUAUGCUGAAUAUAUUGCCACCGGGCUCCCAUGUUAUACCCUGGCUGGGUGACCUGGAGCUCCUCGGUUUUUCCACGGAUUUGGCGCCUGGCGAAACAGCCAGCUUCCCGGUUCGCGCGGAACGUCGUUCAUAUUCGCAAAGCAGCGUCGUUUGGAUACGACAGGCCAGCCUGCAGUCCGACGUACAGAAGGUGUUGCGGCAUGCCAAGAAAAUGCCCGAUAAGACGCAACAUUUCUAUAAGGAACUCAAUCGCAUUCGGCGCGCUGCUCUGGCCCUUGGUUUUGUAGAGCUCCUUGAGGCAUUGGCGCUGCUCCUGGAAAAGGAAACCACACAGCUCACAUUGAAUGGCGUCAGCACCGAGUGCACUUUGCAGCUGCAACAUGCGGCCACAGAGCUGCGAAAGACAUCAAAUCGUGACAUCAAAUCGACAAUUGUGCCGUUACAGAAGGCAACGGCUGCUGAUACCACAACGGCUCCAGCGCCCGCACAAGGCGGUUAUUUGUACUAGAAGUUAGGUUAAAACUUUUAAUA
Molecule: messenger RNA, 1971 nt
Organism: Drosophila hydei
Lineage: Eukaryota; Metazoa; Arthropoda; Insecta; Diptera; Drosophilidae
Gene: IntS14
Product: integrator complex subunit 14
Exons: 1
Coding region: 200-1948 (582 amino acids)
Biological process (GO): snRNA 3'-end processing
Cellular component (GO): integrator complex
Source: RefSeq, a predicted model, not a curated record